UGCUGCGUUUACUCUAAUGCGGCUAGGACACGGGCUGUGGCGGGAGGGAAGAUGCCACAGCCUGAGUCCCGGAAAGCCGGGAUCCUGCGCUGCCGGCGUCGGGGAAAUUGAAAAUGGCCCUUCAGCUAUGCUAAGUCUAUAAUGGGAAGUGUCACAGUUCGAUAUUUCUGUUAUGGAUGCCUUUUUACAUCUGCUACCUGGACGGUUUUGCUUUUUGUUUAUUUCAACUUCAGUGAAGUGACUCAGCCACUUAGGAAUGUGCCCAUCAAGGGGUCUGGGCCCCAUGGACCAUUCCCCAAAAAAUUCUAUCCCCGUUUCACUCGAGGCCCAAGUCGAGUAUUAGAAUCACAGUUCAAAGUAAACAAAAUUGAUGAUGUGAUAGAUAAUAAACAUAUUGAAGAUUCAGAAAAAGGCAAUGUGAAAUUGUCUUCUGAAUUGGGUAUGAUUUUCAAUGAACACGAUCAGGAGUUGCGAGACUUGGGCUAUCAGAAACAUGCCUUCAACAUGCUUAUUAGUAACCGCUUGGGCUACCACAGAGAUGUGCCCGAUACAAGGAAUGCAGCAUGUAAAGACAAGUCUUACCCGACAGAUCUGCCAGUCGCUAGUGUUGUUAUCUGUUUCUACAACGAAGCCUUGUCUGCCUUGCUCCGGACCGUACACAGUGUCCUAGACCGCACGCCAGCCCGGCUUCUUCAUGAAAUCAUCCUUGUGGACGAUGACAGUGACUUCGAUGAUUUGAAAGGAGAACUAGAUGAAUAUGUCCGAAAAUACCUCCCUGGAAACAUUAAAGUAAUAAGAAAUACAAAGCGUGAGGGAUUGAUUCGAGGGAGAAUGAUCGGAGCAGCUCAUGCAACAGGAGAAGUCCUGGUGUUCCUGGACAGCCACUGUGAAGUGAACGUGAUGUGGCUGCAGCCCUUGCUGGCUGUCAUCCAGGAGGACCGGCAGACGGUAGUGUGCCCGGUGAUCGACAUCAUCAGUGCUGACACGCUUGCCUACAGCUCGUCCCCUGUGGUGCGGGGAGGAUUCAACUGGGGGCUACACUUCAAAUGGGAUCUUGUUCCCCUUUCUGAACUCGGAGGACCAGAAGGAGCUACUGCACCAAUCAAGUCACCUACAAUGGCUGGAGGAUUGUUUGCUAUGAACAGACACUAUUUCAGUGAACUUGGGCAGUAUGACAGUGGCAUGGAUAUCUGGGGAGGAGAAAAUUUAGAAAUAUCAUUUCGGAUUUGGAUGUGUGGAGGUAAACUGUUCAUCAUCCCUUGCUCUAGAGUUGGACAUAUUUUCCGAAAAAGGCGACCAUAUGGUUCUCCUGAAGGCCAAGACACCAUGACACACAACUCCUUGAGGCUGGCAUAUGUCUGGCUGGAUGAAUACAAGGAGCAGUAUUUUUCCUUAAGACCUGAUCUGAGGACCAAAAGCUAUGGAAAUAUCAGUGAGCGUGUUGAAUUGAGGAAAAAGUUGGGUUGUAAAUCAUUUAAAUGGUAUUUGGAUAAUAUUUACCCAGAGAUGCAGAUUUCUGGGCCCAAUGCCAAACCCCAGCAGCCUAUUUUUAUCAAUAGAGGGCCAAAACGUCCCAAAGUCCUUCAACGUGGAAGGCUCUAUCACCUCCAGACCAACAAGUGUCUGGUGGCCCAGAGCCGCCCAAGUCAGAAGGGAGGCCUAGUAGUGCUUAAGGCGUGUGACUAUGGUGACCCAAAUCAGAUCUGGAUUUAUAAUGAAGAGCAUGAAUUGGUUUUAAAUAAUCUCCUUUGCCUGGAUAUGUCAGAAACUCGCUCAUCAGACCCACCACGUCUCAUGAAGUGCCAUGGGUCCGGAGGAUCCCAGCAGUGGACCUUUGGGAAGAAUAAUCGGCUAUACCAGGUGUCAGUUGGACAGUGCCUGAGAGCGGUUGAUCCACUGAGUCACAAAGGCUAUGUUGCUAUGGCAAUCUGUGAUGGCUCUUCCUCACAACAAUGGCAUUUGGAAGGUUAAAGUGGACGCCAUGGCUGGAAUGGUGACUCAUCACACUUGUCCUCCUGUGG
Messenger RNA from Ceratotherium simum simum (southern white rhinoceros), 2021 nucleotides. It is a transcript of the gene GALNT11, whose product is annotated as polypeptide N-acetylgalactosaminyltransferase 11. Gene Ontology annotation, biological process: regulation of Notch signaling pathway; protein O-linked glycosylation. The record is from RefSeq and is a predicted model, not a curated record. Gene Ontology annotation, cellular component: Golgi apparatus. Lineage: Eukaryota; Metazoa; Chordata; Mammalia; Perissodactyla; Rhinocerotidae. Gene Ontology annotation, molecular function: Notch binding; polypeptide N-acetylgalactosaminyltransferase activity.